AUGAAGUCCUGGGUGUAUGUGCAGGUGGCGUUGGUGAAGAUCGGGACGUGGGGCAGCGGCGACCACGGCAGCGCCUACGACAUCACGGUGGCGCCGCAGCGGCUGGAGAGCAUCUCCCUCCGUUAUGGCAAGAUCAUCGACUCCAUCUCCUUCUCCUACCGGGACCGGGAGGGCAAGCUGCACACCGCCGGGCCCUGGGGCGGCACUGGAGGCGUGUGCGACGAGGUGAUCACCCUGGGCCCUCACGAGUACGUGACGGAGGUGGUCGUCGGCAUGUUCGCUCGCGCGGACCAAUACCUCGACGCCAUUGGCUUCUACGUCCUGCCCUUCUGA
Miscanthus lutarioriparius is the source of this 333-nucleotide messenger RNA. The record is from the annotation of a GenBank genome assembly. Lineage: Eukaryota; Viridiplantae; Streptophyta; Magnoliopsida; Poales; Poaceae.